Ichthyophthirius multifiliis is the source of this 1747-nucleotide messenger RNA. Its product is annotated as protein kinase domain protein. Gene Ontology annotation, biological process: mitotic DNA damage checkpoint signaling; protein phosphorylation. The record is from RefSeq and is a predicted model, not a curated record. Gene Ontology annotation, cellular component: nucleus; cytoplasm. NCBI's taxonomy places the organism in Eukaryota, Ciliophora, Oligohymenophorea, Hymenostomatida. Gene Ontology annotation, molecular function: ATP binding; protein serine/threonine kinase activity. The transcript is spliced from 6 exons.
UUAAUUAUAAUUUGAUUAUUCAAAUUGUUAGAUGCACAUAUAAUUAACUAAAAGAAAAUUUCUAUAAAAUAAAUUAAUGCACAUUUUUGUUGAUAAAAAUAAUCUUAUCAUAACAAAUGAAGCAUAUCAAAAAACUCCAUCAAAAAUAUUAUAAAUAAAACUUUAAGACUGUGUUUAAUGGUAAUUAAAUAAGUAAGCAUAAACACUUGAGUACAACGGUUUUAAAGUAUUAGAAAGAUAACCCGACGGCUCCACAAAAAUCACCGAGUUUCGAGGAUAACAUAUAAUAAUAUAAUAAUUAAAAGAUUACUUAUGCAAAUAUGUAUUUUAACAUCAUUUUUAAGACGAAUAUGAAAUAUUAGCCUAAAUAGGUAAAGGGAACUAUGCACGUGUAUUUUCAGCUCGUCAUAGAAUAACAAAUUUUAAAAUAGCUGUAAAAUGUUUUUCCAAAUCAAAAUUAAAGCAAUCUGCAAACGGAUUAUAAUCACUUUAUAAUGAGGUUAAAAUUCUUUAAAGCCUAGGAACUCAUGAAAAUAUUAUCUAAUUUAUAGGUUGCUAUGAGGGCAAAAAAACAUAUUAUAUAGCUUUGUAAAUAUUGGAAGGUAUUACUUUGUAUAAUUUAAUAAAGAAAAACCGAGAAUAUCAUAAAUUUUAACACGAGAAAAUCUAAUAAUAUAUGAUCUAACUGUUAAAUGGAAUUAAACAUAUAUAAGAAAGAAAAAUAAUGCAUAGAGAUAUAAAACCGGAAAAUAUAAUUUUUAAAAAUAGCAAUAUAUAAGACAAUUUAGUUAUUGCAGAUUUUGGACUAGCUGAUUUCGAAGAUUCUAAAGCAUUUAUUUUUAAUAAAUGUGGAACUCCUGGUUAUGUAGCACCUGAAGUAGCAAAUUAUUAAGAAAAAGUAGACACAAAAUAUACUUCUAUUUGUGAUAUGUUUAGUAUUGGAGUUAUUUUUCAUAUUUUUUUGCUUUAAUAAUCAGUUUUUGUAGGUACAAAAUUCAAUGAAGUUCUUAACUUAAAUAAAGAAUGCAAAAUAGACUUUACAUAAAAAAUGUACACUGAAUUACCAGAAAAUGCACUCGAUUUAUUAAAAAAAAUGCUCGAAAAAGAUCCUAAACGAAGAAUAACUGCAUAAGAAGCUCUUAAUCAUUAAUAUUUUUAAUAAUAAAAGUAAAAACCGACUAAGUCAUAUGAUUUUUAAAAUACAAGUGAAAGCUUUAUAAAAAAAAGUCCAAUGAAAUAAAAACAAAUGAAAUUAAUGGAUUCAUUAAAAAAUAUUUGCAAUUUAAAAAAGCAUAGCGAUAACAUAGAUGAAGAAAACAAAACACCUAAAGAUAAAACCUUGAUAAAUUCUUAACUUAUAAUAAGUAACGACUAAUUAACCUCUUUUGUACAUAAUAUAAAUGGAUAAUGUUCGUUUAAAAAUUCCUUAAGUGAUAUAUCACUUCCAUUUUAAAAUUUAGACACGAAAAGUAUAUCAGAAAGUAAUCUGCCUAAUUAAUUAGAUAAUCCAGAAUAAGGAAAUUAAUAAGUUUAUAAUUUAAUUCUCAAUCCUGUUAAAGAAGAAGAAGAAUAAAGUCUUGAUUCUCCUUCUAUCAAUAAAAAAAGCAAAAUUAAAACUUCACCUAGUAUCUUCAAAAUUUAAAAAUAAUAGUAAAAUAGUAAUUUUGUUUAUGGUUUAGAAAAAAUUCCUUACAAAGAUGUUGAAGAUAAUAUUGAGUAAGAUUAUAUUUAAGAUGAUGUCUAAUGA